GUCAUUUUUCUUUUUUGGUGUGUGUGAAUAAGCCAAGAAAGAGAUUGCCAAAAUGCUGCCAACAAGAGCAUAAGAAGGAUAUGUUUAAAACUGAAACAAAACGUGAACGGCGGGGCCGGUGCUGGUGCUGGUGCUGGUGCUGGCAAAUCAUGGAUUGCGGCGUGAUUCAACAAAACUCAGCCCCAGCUUAUACGCCGAUCAAUUGACUCAAUCAACUCAAUCUAGAUUCUAGACUGCGUCAAGCCCGCAGUUGCUUCCACCAUUCCAUUUGUUCUUACUCACCAAUAUUCUGGACCCAGUCAAGCUUACUUUAUAAGACUCAUCUGCAAUUUCCCGGAAUGCAAGCCCUUCUUUAGUCUUUCCUUAUCUUUCCCAUUUCAACAAUCUUCUUCGACAUCAAGCUCAUGGCAUCCAGUUUACAACUUCACUUCGUGCUCGUUCCAUUGCUGGCCCAAGGCCAUAUGAUCCCAAUGAUAGACAUGGCCAAGUUAUUGGCUCAGCAUGGCGUUAUUACAAGCUUAGUUACCACCCCGAACAAUACUUCCCGGUUCACGAAAUCUAUCCAUCGGGCCCGAGCAGCGGGAUUGCAGAUCCGCCUGAUAGAAAUCCCAUUUCCCUGCCAAGAAGUUGGGCUGCCGCCAGGCUGCGAAAAUCUUGACAGUGUCCCUUCCAGGGACCUUAUUAGAAGAUUCUAUACUGCCCUUGAUAUGCUCCAGGAGCCCCUGGAGCAAUACUUACAGGAGCAUGGUCCCCCGCCUAGCUGCAUAAUUUCUGAUAAAUGUCUCUCCUGGACAUCUAAGAUGGCGAGGAAAUUUAAAGUCCCAAGAUUGGUUUUUCACGGGAUGGGCUGUUUUUCGCUGCUGAGUUCGCACAAUGUGAAGCUUUACAGGCCUCAUCUUUCUGUCAAAUCUGAUUCAGAGCCGUUUCUCAUCCCUGGGUUGCCUGUCAGCGUCCAAAUAACGAAAGCUCAGCUUCCGGGAUCGUUUGUGGCUUUGCCGGACCUGGAUGAUAUUCGGGACCAAAUGCAAGAGGCUGAAACAAAUGCCUAUGGGGUUGUGGUAAAUACGUUUACUGAACUGGAGGCUGGCUGCGUGGAAGAAUACAGAAGCGCCAUUGACAAGAAGGUUUUCUGCAUAGGGCCGGUUUCUCUAUGUAACAGGGAAGUAUUGGACAAAUUUGAGAGAGGGAAUCGAGCUUCCAUUGACGAACGAAAGUGCUUAGAGUGGCUUGAUUCAAAGAAACCCAAGUCUGUUCUUUAUGCCUGCCUUGGCAGCCAGUGCCGGCUAGUUCCUGAACAAUUAAUAGAACUUGGGCUUGGCCUGGAAGCAUCAAAACAACCAUUUAUUUGGGUCAUAAAGACGGGAAAUAGGUUUGAAGAGAUGGAGAAAUGGUUGGUGGAGGAAAGAUUUGAGGAGAGAAUCCACGGAAGGGGCCUCUUGAUCAAGGGCUGGGCACCACAAGUACUGAUAUUGUCCCAUCCAGCAAUUAGUGGUUUCUUAACACAUUGCGGCUGGAAUUCCACGAUAGAAGGGGUUUGCUCCGGGGUGCCUAUGAUAACUUGGCCCAUGUUCGCUGAACAGUUCUUGAACGAGAAAUUGAUUGUGGAGAUACUAAGGAUUGGGGUGCGAGUUGGGGUGGAACUCCCCGUCAGAUGGGGAGAAGAAGAGAAAGUUGGAGUGCUUGUGAUGAAAGAACAAGUUGGAAAUGCUAUAGGAAUGCUGAUGGGUGGAGGUGAAGAAGGUGAAAAGAGAAGAAUUAGGGCUCAAGAUCUUAGGUCAGUAGCAAUGAGUAAGAUGGAGAACAGUGGAUCUGCUCAUCGUAACAUAUCCGUUCUGAUUCAGGACAUUAUGGAACAAGCAUUAAUUCUUGGAUAGAGAUAAACUGUACAACUCAAGAGUGUCUUUUUCUCGACCAGGUGCUUUCAGCUAUCUAUAUAUGUACUUCGCUAUCAAAUUAGAAUAGCCUUAAUAUGGAAAUACUUGGUCUUUAUCUGA
This is a messenger RNA of Sesamum indicum (sesame), 1994 nucleotides long. RefSeq names its product UDP-glycosyltransferase 73D1. Gene Ontology annotation, molecular function: UDP-glucosyltransferase activity. The record is from RefSeq and is a predicted model, not a curated record. Lineage: Eukaryota; Viridiplantae; Streptophyta; Magnoliopsida; Lamiales; Pedaliaceae.